Molecule: messenger RNA, 1354 nt
Organism: Acanthoscelides obtectus
Lineage: Eukaryota; Metazoa; Arthropoda; Insecta; Coleoptera; Chrysomelidae
Source: the annotation of a GenBank genome assembly
GUUUCAGAGUUCAUGAAAAACUACGACUUUGAUGGCUUUGAUCUGAUGGGAAUACCCAGCAGCCGCCGACAGAGGUGGAAGUUUUUCUGAUAAAGAUAAGUUCUUCUAUUUCGUGGAGGAGCUGCGCAGAGCGUUCGAUAAAGAAGGUAAGGGAUGGGAGAUCACCAUGGCAGUACCAGUAGCAAAAUUCCGACUUCAAGAGGGAUACCAUGUGCCAGAGCUAUGCGAACUUUUAGACGCCGUUCACGCGAUGUCUUUAUGAUUUGAGAGGUAACUGGGCCGGUUUCGCAGACACCCACAGUCCACUCUACAAGAGACCCCAUGACCAUGGGCAUACGAAAACUGAAUGUGAACGAUGGACUACAAUUAUGGGUAGACAUGGGAUGCUCGCCAAAGAAACUAGUUGUCGGCAUACCAUUUUAUGGAAGAACAUACACAUUGAGUCGCGGUAAUAACAAUCACAAUCUAGGAACCUACAUUAACAAAGAAGCUGGUGGUGGAGAACCUGGACCGUACACAAAUGCCACCGGAUUUUUGGCUUACUAUGAGAUUUGUACUGAGGUGAUGAACAAAGACGCUGGGUGGACCAAACAAUGGGAUGAACACGGAAAAGUGCCGUAUACAUACAAAGGCACGCAGUGGGUCGGUUAUGAAGAUCCAGAAUCAGUGCAAAUCAAAAUGGACUGGAUUAAGUCUAAGGGCUAUGCUGGUGCAAUGACGUGGGCUAUAGAUAUGGACGAUUUUCACGGACUGUGUGGUCCAAAGAAUCCUUUGAUCCAUAUUUUGUAUGCAAAUAUGAAAUCAUAUGAUGUACCCGAGCCCACAGUAACUACAACGCCAAGGCCAGAAUGGGCUAGGCCACCAAGCACAAAAUCUCCAGACUCUACUAAGCCAGCUUCAACAACUAAGAGACCAGAGGAAUGGCAGCCUAGUACUACCCAGCGCCCUAGCACACCAUCUCGCCGGCCGUCAUCCACAUCCUCUCCUGAAGGUUCUGCUGUUUCUUCUACGUCGGUACCUGCAGGAGCAAGUGCAACAGCAAGUCCAGCAGCAAAUCCAACAACUGCUACCAAUCCCAACGAGAUAGAUUAUCCGACUGAGUGCAAAGGAGAUUUCAUGCCGCAUCAAGAUUGUGAAAAGUACUAUCGGUGUGUUCACGGAAAAGCCAUGGUAUUCUCUUGUAAACCAGGAUUGAUCUUCAACACUGCAUCCAGUGUCUGCGAUUGGCCAUCAAAUGCUGACCGAGAGAGGUGUAAGCAAGCGUAAAAUAUUAUAAAUGUGAUUUGAUAGUUAGGUUAGAUAUACUUUUUGAGACUUUUACUGUAAACCUGUUUUCAAUAAAUUAUUUAUAACA